Molecule: messenger RNA, 951 nt
Organism: Alternaria ventricosa
Lineage: Eukaryota; Fungi; Ascomycota; Dothideomycetes; Pleosporales; Pleosporaceae
Exons: 2
Coding region: 1-951 (316 amino acids)
Source: RefSeq, a predicted model, not a curated record
AUGAAGCAUACAAUACUAAGCGCAGUCAUCCUCCUCCCCCUCGCCUACAGCAGAACCGCCAAAGAGCUAUGUCGCGGUACCGCUGAACUAUCCUCCGAUGGCAACUGGUACUGCUCCGAGGUCUGGGCCAUUACCUACCGCAACAUCAGCCAGCCUGGUGCCUACAAUCGGACCACUACAGUCGAUCCAAAGACUGGUCUCUGUGGUCAUGAACGUGUCGACUAUCCUAGCGCAGGACCACUGACACCAUUGUUCGGACAGCCGAACUGUACCUGCAUUGAAGACGAAAAUCCCGAACCCAUCUUCCAGCGACCCAAUGGGCAGGUUUACGUCAGUCCGACGCCGACACUGAAGCAUGCACCGGGGACAUCAUCGACACAGGACACCUUACCAGUGUCACAGCAUCCAGAUGGACAGCCUUUCGAGGUCCCCUCACCUUCAUCAUCAUCACCGCAAGACACCCUACCAGUGUCCCAGCAUCCAGACGGACAGCUCUUCGAUUCCCCUUCGCCCUCACCGUCAUCAACACAAGACAUAUUACCGGUUUCGCAGCUUCCAGACGGACAACCUGUCCAGUUCCCCUCGCCCUCGCCAUCAUCAAUGCAAGGCAUAUUGACAGUAUCCCAGCGCCCAGAUGGACAGCCUAUCGUACCCUCGCCUUCACCAUCAUCACCACAAGAGACGUUACCAGUAUCGCAGCGACCAGAUGGACAGCCUUUUCAAGUCCCUUCGCCCUCACCGUCACCUCCACAAGACCCAUUACCAGUAUCACAGCGUCCAGAUGGACAGCCUUUUGACAUGCCUUCGCCCUCGCCAUCGCCCAUUUCGAAGAGGCAGGGUUCAGAUUGGAAGCGGAUAGCAUACUACACGUCUACAUCACCGGCUCAAGCCACCGGGCUGAGCUUCGUGGCUAACCUGGGUGAUCCCCAAAAGUCUGGUACUUUUGACUAG